Messenger RNA from Columba livia (rock pigeon), 4460 nucleotides. It is a transcript of the gene GPR83, whose product is annotated as G protein-coupled receptor 83. Lineage: Eukaryota; Metazoa; Chordata; Aves; Columbiformes; Columbidae. Gene Ontology annotation, biological process: neuropeptide signaling pathway. The transcript is spliced from 4 exons. Gene Ontology annotation, cellular component: plasma membrane. The coding region runs from base 1665 to 2936 and encodes 423 amino acids. Gene Ontology annotation, molecular function: neuropeptide Y receptor activity. The record is from RefSeq and is a predicted model, not a curated record.
UGCAUGACCUUUGUUGUUUUUCAUUAAACUGCCUUUAUAUCAAUCCAUGAGCUUUUCAUCUAAUUUUCUCCUCCUGUCCUGCUAAGGAUGGGGAGUGAGUGGUUUGGUGGACUCUUGACAGCCCCAGAAGGUCAAUCCACCACACCAAAUUAAACCUGUUUGGUUAUAAAGCCUUAAAUUAUCCAGUUUAUUGUUUCACUAAGGUCUUAAGGGGACUCUUAAUGUUGCAGGCAACUCCUAGGCAAAGUAUGUCAUAGAAUCACAGAAUGUCCUGAGCUGGAAGGUACCCAUGAGGAUCAUCGAAUCCAACUCCUGUCCCUGCACAGGACAACCCCACAGUUCACACCGUGUGUCUGAGGGUGUUGUCCAGUCUCUUCUUGAACACUGUCAGGCUUGGGGCCGUGACACCUCCCUGGGGAGCCUGUUCCAGUGUCCAGCACCCUCUGGGUGAAGAACCUUUUCCUCAUGUCCAACCUAAACCUCCCCUGGCACAUCUUCCUGACAUUCCCUCAGGUUCUGUCACUGGUCACCAGAGCUCAGCACCUGCCCCUCCUCCUCCCCUUGUGAGGAAGCUGUAGCCACCAUGAGGUCUCCUCUCAGUCUCCUCCAGGCUGAACAAACCAAGUGACUUUAGCGGCUCCUCAUAUGGCUUCGCCUCCAAACCCUUCACCAAUUUCAUAGCCUCUUCUGGACACUCUCCAGUAGCUUUAUAUCCUGUUUAUCCUGUGGUGCCCAGACCUGCACACAGUGCUCCAGGUGAGGCUGCUCCAGUGCAGAGCAGAGCGGGACAAUCACCUCUCUGUCCCCACUGACAAUGCUGUGCUGGGUCCAGCAUGCGACUCCCUGUUGCUGUGUAUACUGGACUCACUGCUCUGGGACAUCCUUUGCUGUCCUCUGUCCCUUAUAAUCACCUCUUUGCAACUACCUCUGUAUUCCUACCAAUGCCAGAAAGCACAGUUUCGCAUCAAACUUUUUAUUCCCUUGGCCAAAAGGAAAUCCCUGCCAAGGGAAAGCUUAAGUAUUUGUGUCCCUGAGGGAAAAAAGUAUUUGGAAAAAUUACCAUAAGUACAUAAAAUCGCUUGUUUUUCACAAUGUGUUAUCCCCUUGUUCUAUGCUAGUUAGUAAGGGUCAUGCUGUGAAAUCAAUAGGCUGAAACUUGCCUGAGAGACCUUUAAAACUGAGCUUAAACUUGAACUGUAUCCUGGAAGAGAGCAGAGCUGCCACACACACUGCUGGUUUAUAAACAGCACAGAAUUUGUAUGAGCUGGGCUGCUGAUAGAGAAGAAGGAUGCUGACAACUGGAGAGACUGAUUUUGCCUUUCUCACAGCCGUACUUAUCUUGGAGUAGCACCUGGGGGAGCAUGACUGCGUGGAAAGCAGCACGUCAGAGCAGAAAUAAUGUCAUGCAGCCCAAUGGCUGCAGAAGAUCCUGGUUCGGAGCUCCUGUGGGGGUAUAAAACCGACUGAAGGAGCAAAAGUAGCAGCAAAACAGCCAGGAGAGCAGCCGGCUGCGGGAGACAGGAGCAUCCCCUGCUCCUGCUUGCGUGCCAUGUUUGCAGCAAGGGGGGGACGGCUCUCCCGGCACACGGCAUAAGCUCCGCUCCGCUAUUUGCAAUAGCAAAUGAGCUAUUGCCAAACUGGAGGAGCAGAGCAGCGUUUUGGAGAUGUUGCCCUGUUUUGUCUGGCUCUCCCUCCCUCACUUGGUUAACGCCUUUGCGACCCCAGGAAAGUUGCCACUCAACGGGAGCCUGGAGGAAUCUUUUGUAAUCCCAAACAUCUCGGGUUUCUUCUCCUGGGAUAACGACAGCCUGGCCGACUGGCAGAGCUUUGUGGGCAGGAGCCGGUAUGGAGCAGAGUCGCAGAGCAUCACAGUGAAAGCCCUGCUGGUCACAGCGUACUCCUUCAUCAUCAUCUUCUCCCUCUUCGGCAAUGUCCUGGUCUGUCACGUUGUCAUCAAGACCAAGCGCAUGCACUCCGCCACCAGCUUGUUCAUCGUGAACCUGGCUGUAGCCGAUAUCAUGAUCACGCUCCUCAACACGCCUUUUACGCUGGCUCGUUUUGUGAACAGUACCUGGAUAUUUGGGAAGGGGAUGUGCCAUGUCAGUAGGUUUGCGCAGUACUGCUCCCUCCACGUCUCUGCCUUGACCCUCACAGCCAUCGCCGUGGACAGGCACCAGGUUAUAAUGCACCCCCUGAAACCUCACAUAUCUACUACAAAAGGUGUUAUCUACAUCUCUGUAAUCUGGAUCAUGGCAACUUGUUUUUCCCUACCACAUGCUAUCUACCAAAAGCUCUUUACUUUUGAGUACAGUGAGGAGGUCACCCGAUGCCUGUGCCUGCCAGAUUUCCCUGAGCCUUCUGACCUCUUUUGGAAGUACCUCGACUUAACCACCUUCAUUUUGCUCUAUGUUCUGCCCCUUCUGAUCAUCUCUGCUGCCUACAUGACAGUGGCCAAGAAACUCUGGCUGCGCAAUGUCAUUGGGGAUGUCACUGCUGAGCAGUACUUUGCCCUUCGCAAAAAGAAUAAGAAGACCAUAAAGAUGCUGAUGCUUGUUGUCAUCCUCUUCGCAGUCUGCUGGUUCCCCUUAAAUUGUUACGUUGUCCUCCUCUCCAGCCAGACCAUCCACACCAACAAUGCCCUGUACUUUGCCUUUCACUGGUUUGCUAUGAGCAGCACCUGCUACAACCCCUUCAUCUACUGCUGGCUCAAUGACAGCUUCCGAUCAGAACUGAAGGCUUUGCUCAACAUCUGCAGGAAACCUCCCGGACCCGCAGAACAGAGGCUUCCCUCCACAGCCCCAUCCUACCGACUGGCUUGGCCAGAAAACAGCAACUUCAAGAGGCUGCAGGUCUCCCAUGUCCUUCCCUCAGCCUCCAACAUCCAGGCGGGAAAGACGGACAUCUCUGCAGUACAGCCAAUAGUAGCUGUGAGCUAAACGCUGGCCCUGGGAAAUCUUAGAUUUGGCUAGAGCUAAAAUGGUGGGAAGGUGUGGACCUCUGUCCUGCUUAAGGACUGUGCAACCACACAUGAUAAAACCAAGAAGGAUGUUCUGCAGAAGGUGACAUGAAAGAGCUGCAUCUUUGAUGCCAGCUGAUCACAACGGCAUGGAGCCCUGAAGGGGAGAAAGCCAACUCUUCCCGGGAAGGAACUCUCUGUGUCAGGCUGGCUUUGGAUCAGCUUGCAGGACAGGGUUGUCUGCAUGUAUGUCACUGUUAUCUGCAUGACUAAGCCUUUUCACCACUGGGGCCAUGUGUGUGUUUUGCUGGUAUUGGAACACUAAAGCAACAAUCUAAUCACAUCAGGCCUGCCUCCCCCUUUUCUAAGUCUCUUAGCAGCAUGAAAAUGGUUGAGAUAUACACCUUUAUGUUGCCAGCUUAGACCCAGUGCAACAGGGUGGGAGGGUGUCCCUUCUGAGCUGGGGUCUGACAGGUCAAGGUCUGUUCAGAAUAAAUGAAGAGAUUUAUUUCACAAAUGCAUUUUUUUUUGCAGAAGUACCCUCAGAGAAGUAGAAGGUAAGAUGGACAUUCAUCAACAGAGAGGUGUCUCCUACAUUGGAGGCACUCUUUCUAAGGUAGAGUUGAAGAAAAAUUGAUGCCUAUUCUUUCCAUAUGUAGAUGACAAACACCAACCUGUUAGUUCAGCAUCUGUUGCCAGUCCUAAAUCACACAUGAUUUUUCUUUCCUAAGAGAAGUUAAUGAAUAUUCAGAAAGCUUUUCUUCAAGCAGAGAACUAAGACCCAAAAAGCUGCUUUUGAAAAUGUUGGACAUACCAUCCACAGUCAAAGCACUGAUAAUCAAACACUAAGUUGGGAUCAGGACCUUUUGAUCAGAGCAUCUCUGCGUUAUUGCAAGUGGCAAGUAUCCCACUGAUAGACUUUGUAAUUUGUCUAUGAUGUUGCUCUCUUGUCCCGUAAAGCACGUGGGUACUUCUCAGAUCAGACAUUUGAGACAUUUCAUGCCAACUGAGGUGUUAGCUCUCUGGAAUCAGUUCAUAAAGGAACUGCUUGGAGAGAACAGAUGAUAUCUGUGAUAGCAAGUAAUAAAAGUGGAACAUUUCUCUGCAAGAUAUUCUCUGGUGAUUGCACAAUUUUGGUACAUUCGAAGAUGAGCGAGACGUGUCCUUCUUGUGGUAGCUAAUAAAAUUGAUGUGACUGCAGCUCUCUGGAGGAGUUUGCAGAACUCAAUGUUCUUAGAAGAAAAUCUGAUUUUAAAUAAUGGAAAAAAAUGGGCAUUCAAAAAACAGUACCUUGUAUUGCACGAGAAAGCAAUAAGUCUCCCUGUGCUGUGGAAAUUAGCUAGAAUGUCACACCCGGGUGCCCAGUUCCACAUUCAGCUGACACCAGCCAGCAGUGAAGUGAUAAAAAUCUUCGUUUUAUAAAUGACAACAAAUGGAAAGGAAAAAAAAAAAAGCCAAACUGUUUUUCCCAAUUUGCUCUAAUAAACUUAAAUUUCUGAAACUA